Molecule: messenger RNA, 411 nt
Organism: Pieris macdunnoughi
Lineage: Eukaryota; Metazoa; Arthropoda; Insecta; Lepidoptera; Pieridae
Source: the annotation of a GenBank genome assembly
AUGCUGGCUAAAUCAGUAUUAGUUUUCUGCGCGCAGGCUUUACUUAUCCAGUGCAUCACCGCCUACGUUUACGAGCCCUGUAUGGAACUGCCCUACGAGGCCUACGCUUAUCCCGCCUCUGGCUACAGCCCAGCUUCAUUAGCAGCAUCUAACUGUGGUAGUUUUUUCGUCAGUAGUUCUUCUCCCAUCGCCCCCAGUGGUGUCACCAUGAUCUCAGAGAAUGCCAUCGAAGGACCUCUAGCAGUUGGAGGACAAAUUCCCUUCUUGGCGGCCGUUGCUGUCGAAGGUAGUUUGCCAACAGCUGGCGCUGGUGGUGUUGCGUAUGGCGGUGGAAAUGGAAAUGUCGCUAUUCUAGCCGAAGAUAUAGCUGGCUAUGGAAGACCCAGAGCCGCCUAUGCUCCGUACUACUGA